CUCAAGCAAAAAAUCUGUUUCUACACAAAGUGACACACAGUCCCAGACGAAAUUCCAACUUAGCAUAACUUCACCUAUCAGGAUAGAUCUUGCUGAGGCUCAACAUCAGACCCCUCCCAGCCAUUCCUCAGGCCUGGCUGAGAGUCAACCUGCUACUGCUCCUGGCCUUGCUAGCCCAAUAAUGAAGAUGGAACCAAAAGAAGCUUCUGAGGAAGAUGGUUUCCACAAAGGUCCCAAAAGAGUGAAGGUGUUGAGCACAACAAAAUCAUUUAUUUAUGAUCAGACAGAAGAGAAAAUGAUGUUCCAUGCCACAGUGGCUACUGAGACCGAAUUCUUCAGAGUGAUGGUGUUCGAUGUAACACUUCAAGAGAUGUUCGCCAAGAAGAAUCCCAUUGUUCUCACAGAUUAUUUCUGCAGCAAUGGAACUCUGAUGAUACACAAAGCCUCCAGUGUGUCUGUAGCGACUGAUACCUCAAAAAUGAGUAUCUCAGACACAUUGAAGAAAAACACCAAAGCAAAUCCUAAAAUUCAUGAUCUUCACUUGCAAACAAGAGAAGUACUUGUGUAUGGAGAUUUUAAAAUAUGUAGGAACACUAAACAAAUCAUUGGCCACAUAUUUGAUAACAUAGAUAAAAUGGGCCAACUCCUUGAAAAACAGAAACUACUAAAACUCACAGAAAGAGAAACAGAUUUACUAAAUAAUCUUAUUAAAGAACUGAAUCAACAAUUAUUAACUAUCUUAAAGAAGAUGGCAGAAAGGUAACGGAAAUAAUUGUAUACGCUAUGUAAUUCAGGAUAACACAGGUGAAAUGAAAAUGGUGGUAUCUGGACACCUGACCAGUGUCAACUGCAAGAUUGGUGACAUAGUUAGACUUGUUGGCUUUGAAUUGACCUCAGAUGUGGGUGAUUGGUUUCUGAGAGCUGUGAGGUACAGUAACAUGGAGGUAUGUACUCUAGGGCAACAGUAUUCUUCCUAACAAUACUUUUAUUUAAUACUCUACCAAAACUUGG
Messenger RNA from Peromyscus eremicus (cactus mouse), 1011 nucleotides. RefSeq names its product interferon-activable protein 202-like. The transcript is spliced from 4 exons. Gene Ontology annotation, biological process: cellular response to interferon-beta; activation of innate immune response. Lineage: Eukaryota; Metazoa; Chordata; Mammalia; Rodentia; Cricetidae. Bases 182 to 763 code for a protein of 193 amino acids. Gene Ontology annotation, molecular function: double-stranded DNA binding. The record is from RefSeq and is a predicted model, not a curated record.